UUGCAGUGUUCUGUGUGAACGGUUCCAAUCAAAUCCAGAAUGUUUAAGAUAAUAGCUCUUGCUGUCUACCUUCUUAUGGUUGUGGCCGCUUACGAGGAUUAUCACAGUUAUCCUAAGUACAAGUUCGAAUAUGGCGUCAAAGAUUCCCACACCCACGAUCAUAAGAGCCAAUGGGAGCACCGUGAUGGGGACCAUGUGAAGGGACAAUAUACUCUGGAUGAGGCUGAUGGAACGCAUCGAAUUGUUGAUUAUACUUCAGAUCAUAAGGGCGGAUUCCAACCUCACGUUGAGCGCAAAGGACAUGCCCAUCAUCCUCAUCACGGAGAAAGUUUUGCCAACAUUCAUCAGUACUACUAA
This is a messenger RNA of Toxorhynchites rutilus septentrionalis, 357 nucleotides long. RefSeq names its product cuticle protein 19-like. NCBI's taxonomy places the organism in Eukaryota, Metazoa, Arthropoda, Insecta, Diptera, Culicidae. The record is from RefSeq and is a predicted model, not a curated record. Gene Ontology annotation, cellular component: extracellular matrix. Bases 40 to 357 code for a protein of 105 amino acids. The transcript has 2 exons.